AUGAAAUAAAAAGUUAAGGAAAUUAUCAAAUAUUUGAAAGAAUUCUAAAUCCCUACUAUUUCAAGCGAGUUUGCUCUUAGCGAAGCUGAAAGAGCUAACCUUUACUUUUACUUAACAUCUCAGGAAAUGGAGAGUUAAAAAUAGUAAAUAGAGGAGAAAUUGCCAGAAGAAAUCAAAUUAAAAAAAGUGAAAAUAUAUUAAGUUUAUGAUUCUAUUGAUGCUAUUCAAAAUUUCAAUUCUUUUGAUUUCAAACAAGAAGAAAGAAAUAUUAAGGAAGAUGAGAUCUAAAUAAUAUCUAAUAGAGAUCAGAAUAUCAAAUUUAAUUCUUUGAAUGAAAUCAAAUAAUUUUUGAAACAAUACUAUGAUCAAAAGUAACACUAAAUUUAAAGUGAUGAAAUUUAAUAAAUCGAUCUGAUAACUGAUUAUAUAAAGUCUGAAUAUUUAAUUUCAAGAACCAAAUUUAUUCUUUAUAAAGAAAUCGAAUAGAAUUAUCAAAAAAGAUAUGAUUAUUAUUUAGAUACAUUUUGUAUGUUGAUUAAAUAAAAAAUUUCAUUCUUGAUGUCUAAUUAAAGUACUUAAAAUAUCACAGAGAAACUAAUAAACUCUGUUCCUUAAUUUAGAGUGUCUUUAAUUGAUUUAGUAAAGGAAUUUACUGAAUAAGCACUCUUAAAAUAGAAUGAGAAGAUGUACUCAAUAUAUUUUACUUAAUUACGAGAUUUAGUAUUUAAAUUUUUGAAUGAAGAUCACCCAUUAUAAUUUGAAAGUUUCAGAUUGCUAUUAAGAAUUAAUCAUUCAACAAUUUUAGAAUUUGUUAAAUAGGCAAAUCCCUUGAUUUUUAACAAAAAGAAGCCAGAAAUCAAAGAUUUCAUAUUUGAAGAAACCCAAUAAAAAAUAAAUUAGUUAUCUACAAUGAAUGAUUGCCAAUAACAAUUAACAUUCAUGUUCUAUAUUGGAAUUUGUUAGUAAAAUCAUAAUCGCCAUUGUAAGAUCCUAGCCAAAUUAUUAUAAGACUGUCAAUAAAACUAUCCUCAGCAUCUCGAUGCCAUUUAUGCAAACUUACUGAAAAUAAAAAACAACAGUAACAUGGGCGUUAAAUAGAUUAUUGAAUUUAUAGGUUUGAGUGUAAGCAAUCCUGAUGCAUUGCACUAAAAGUUCUUGGAUUUAUUUGUGGAGUUUGCCUUAGAAUAUCCAAAAUCAGAAGAGUUCGCUUAGGAUAUGUUUAGAGUUUAUUUAUAUCGCUAUUUUAUUCAACAGAUAGAAGGAGAUGCAAAUAUAAUUAAUAAGAUUCUUUAAUAAACCUUUGAUUAAUUGAAAAUAGAUUUCAUGAUCAAGACUAUUGAAAAGGUACCAACAGAGAGACUUAGUCAAAUGAUAUUAAGAAGAUCGAAUUUUGAUUUGUAUCAGUAUAUAUUAAAGGAUGAAAGCAAAGCAUUAGCAGUUUUUAUGAUUAAAUUGUUUUUAUAGAAGGAUUAACAAUAAUUAAAAAGCAAUAAAUAUGAAUUAUUGAAGUUAUUUCAGGAUUAGGUUUGUGAAUAUGAACAUACUAAGGAUAUUUUGAACUUUUUGUUCUAAGAACAGAACAAAUCAUAUAAUGGAUUGAUCACUACAUUUAUUAUGAAUUGCUUAAAGAGAAAGAAAUCUAAUAACAUGUAAGAGGAAAUUAAGUUUAUCUUAUCAAAAAGCUUUUAUUUUGAAGAUGAAAAUAUUAUCAAAAGUGUGGAGUUUUAUAGGUAAAUGUAUCCAGACUAGUAUUAAUAAUUACUUGAUGAUUCAACCAGACUUCGAUUAAGGGACAAAAGAUUAUUAUGAUCAUAAUUAUAAUUUAUUAUAUAUACACAUAUAAUAUAUUCUC
Messenger RNA from Paramecium tetraurelia, 1852 nucleotides. RefSeq lists its product as uncharacterized. The transcript has 2 exons. NCBI's taxonomy places the organism in Eukaryota, Ciliophora, Oligohymenophorea, Peniculida, Parameciidae. The record is from RefSeq and is a predicted model, not a curated record.